Messenger RNA from Cuscuta epithymum, 3645 nucleotides. The record is from the annotation of a GenBank genome assembly. Lineage: Eukaryota; Viridiplantae; Streptophyta; Magnoliopsida; Solanales; Convolvulaceae.
GUAAGGUUUGUUCGGUGGUUGUUCGGUGGUGGAUAGUGGAUACACCGAAGAGGCAAAGAGCAUGCCGGACUACUCAUAGUCAAACCACACUCCUUCAUUCACACCAAAUACGUUACAAAAGUAGCUUUAUCGGUGUGGCCCGAGCUAAAUUUGGAUUCUUUUUCAUCUCCACCCCCUCCUCUCUCCAGUUUAUCGCCAUUCAAUUCAGUCCCUUUGCUUCGCUUAUCCUCAUUUCCUGAGUGAAUUCUCCCCUGCUCUUUUCUGUUUUGCAAUCUUUUUCUUUCAACAAGCACUCCUCAGUCCUCCCCACUGAAUGCGAGUCUUUUGAUUCUGUCGGUGCAAUUCUCCAACCAUGCCGUUCCCUCCUUCUCUGACAGUUCUGGGCGCAGAGCAGACGUGUUUGUGAUUACUCUAUGUACCCGUGGAUGAUUCGGUGUAGAUAUGACUUCUGUUUCUUCAAUGUCAGUUCCAGUGGAAUGUUUUAAUAUGCAUAGUUUAUGGAAUGGCGAUGGUAGCGGAAGGUUCAACUGUGGUGUUCUUUCUUGUGCAUGGAAGGCUCGGAGGGCAUUGACUGGAUUCCUCGCCAGCACCACCAACCCUCCUCAGCUCUCCCUUGGCUCUUAUGGACAAACAGGAAGACGAAAUAGCAUCGGAUGUAUAUGUAAUGUCCCUGAGAUAGGACGGUGCAACCCUGGCGAAGAUUCUAGUAGCAAAUGGAAAUUAUGCAGCUCCUUAUCUUUUUCCUCAAAACCGUCAGAAGAAAUAUCUCCAGAUAGUUUGUGGAAGGAUCUUCAACUGACUAUCUCAUAUCUUUCCACUAAGGAGUUGGAGUGGGUCAGGAAUGCCUUGAACCACGUUUCUUUCUCUACCUUUCUAUUCUUGCAACAGGAGCAAUCUUUACAGCUUAUUAGCAUGGGUGGGUAAACAGAUAGUUUGAAUAUUACUGCCUGUUACUUUACAGUUAGCCUUUGAAGCACAUGAUGGUCAAAAGCGACGUAGUGGAGAGCCCUUCAUCAUACAUCCAGUUGCAGUAGCACAAAUUCUUGGAGAACUGGAAUUAGACUGGGAAUCAAUUGCUGCUGGAUUAUUGCAUGAUACAGUUGAAGAUACAAAUGUUGUUACCUUUGAAAGAAUAGAGCGAGAAUUUGGUAUUACUGUUCGCCGCAUUGUAGAAGGGGAGACCAAGGUAUCCAAACUUGGAAAGAUCAAGUAUAAGGAUCAAAACCAUCCUGCUCAAGAUGUCAAAGCUGAUGACCUUCGACAGAUGUUUCUCUCCAUGACUGAGGAGGUCCGUAUAAUAAUUGUCAAAUUGGCUGAUAGAUUGCACAACAUGCGUACUCUUUCACAUAUGCCUCCCCAUAAGCAGUCCAACAUUGCUGAAGAGACACUGCAGGUUUUUGCUCCUCUGGCAAAAUUGCUUGGGAUGUACCAAAUUAAGUCUGAACUUGAAAAUCUUGCAUUCAUGUACACAAAUGCCCAAGAUUUUGCAAAGAUACAGAGAAGAAUUGCUGAACUUGAUAAAGAGCAUGAGAAAGAACUCUUAGAGGCAAAGAGAAUACUAACAAAGAAAAUUGAGGAUGAUCAAUUCCUGGAUUUCAUGACAAUAAGCACUGAGAUCCGAUCACUGUGUAAACAACCUUACAGUAUCUACAAAGGUAUUAUCAAAUCUAAGAGUUCAAUAAAUGAAGUCAACCAGACUGCACAGAUUCGUAUUAUUAUAAAACAAAAAUCUUGUGCUGGAGUGGGCCCGCUUUGUAACGCGCAGCAGAUAUGCUACCAUGUACUUGGACUUGUACACGGAAUUUGGACACCUAUACCUCGAGCUAUGAAAGACUAUAUUGCUACUCCAAAGCCUAAUGGCUAUCAGAGUCUGCAUACAACUGUGAUUCCAUUUCUUUAUGAAAGCAUGCUGCGUUUGGAAGUACAGAUAAGAACUGAUGAGAUGGACCUAAUAGCAGAGCGGGGCAUUGCUGCACAUUAUAGUGGGAAGGCUCUUAAUGGUUUAAUUGCACAUGCUGUUCACAACGGUUCUUCUCGUGCGAAGACAGCAUGUCUCAACAAUGCCAAUGUUGCUCUUAGGAUUGGGUGGCUCAAUGCAAUCAGAGAGUGGCAGGAGGAGUUUGUUGGGAAUAUAACCUCUAGAGAAUUUGUGGACACCAUUAAAAGGGAUCUUUUAGGCAGUCGUGUCUUUGUAUUUACACCCAGGGGAGAGAUUAAAAAUCUACCGGAGGGGGCUACUGUAAUUGAUUGUGCAUAUAUGAUACACACUGAAAUUGGUAACAAAAUGGUAGCUGCAAAGGUGAAUGGCAAUAUUGUCUCUCCAGUGCAUGUGCUGGCCAAUGCUGAAGUUGUGGAGAUCAUCACCUACAGUGGCCUCUCAAACAAAUCUGCUUUUCGAAGACAUAAACAUUGGUUGCAGCAUGCGAAAACGCAUAGUGCCAGGCACAAGAUUAUGAAAUUUUUAAGAGAGCAAGCUGCUCUAUCAGCAUCUGAAAUAACUGCAGAAUCAGUGAUUCAAUUUGCUGCUGAAUGUGGUGACAAUAGUGGAAGAGAAGCAAUUUAUUCUUCUAAAGAGACUAAAUUCACACCAGAAAAGAUUCUAAAGAAUGUAGUGAAAAUGCCAUUUGCAAUAAUGAAAGGUGAAGGAGAUCCUUUUGAUUGCAGUAGUAGCAUCCAGACACCCAAGGUGAAUGGUAAACUCAGUAAGCAUCUGCAUCACGUGAGCUUGAAGGGUGAAGGAGAGACUUUUUCACAGGGGAAUGGCGUUGGAAGGGUAAUUCAAGCUAACAUUCCUAUGUACCAGGAGGUGUACCCUGGGUUGGAUGGCUGGCUCGCCAGCAAGGUCACGUCAUGGAACAACCUUGAAGGGCAUUCCAUACAGUGGUUUUGUGUAGUAUGCAUGGACCGAAAAGGCAUGAUGGCUGAUGUGACAUCAACAUUGGCUGCAGUGCAUGUCUCAAUAUGCUCAUGUGUGGCAGAGGUUAACAGAGAGAAAGGAAUGGCUGUGAUGUUAUUCCAUGUUGCAGCAAGCAUGGAUGAUUUGGUUGCUGCAUGUACCAGAGUGGAUGCUAUCCUAGGUGUAUUGGGUUGGUACACAGGUUGCAGCUGGCCUGGAUACAAACAGUUUCUUCUAGAAUGUUAAGUGUGUGUACAUGCCAGUACAGAGUUUUGACUGCAAAAUUGUUCUUCAUUUCAUGGCAACGCAGUUGGUGGUUUAUCUGGAGGGAGGCUUAUGUGCAUAUAUAGAAAGAGUAUUGUUGAUAUGAGGUAUACUUGUAAAGGCCAUUUUGCAAGGAAUAUAAAACUGAGAGAAUUUGAGUAGAGACAUUGUUGUAUUAUUUCUGAAGGUGAGAAUCUCUGUAGUAUAUGUUGGACUAAUUUCAUUUCAUUAGCUGUUCAUUUCCUUUUUGUGAAAUUCUGGUUUAGAGAGUACUUAACUUUAUGGGAUUGAGUACAGAAAGCAGGAGCAAUAGAAUAGUUUGCUUUUUAUCUUAAAGGAACCAUAGUUUUUUGUGUGGGUCGUUCGAACUAAAGCUGUAAAUGAACAUAACUCUUGCUGUAGUGACCUACUUGGAUCUGAGUUUGAAAUAGCUUCUUGAGCUCGGUUUUUUAAGCUAACCAAAUUCAAGAUUGAUAGCGUUUGAU